AUGGCAUUCAUCCGAGCAUACCGAGAGUCGGACAAGGACGCAAUGAUCCAUAUCUUUCGUGAAACUGCUGCUCCAGAUUUACGCAAUGCAGGCGACCCUGUCCUGCAUUACGCCUCAUUCCUGUGGUGUCGACCCUACCUAAUGUUAGAACCCGAAACCUGCUUCGUCCUCGACGAUGGUAACGGCCUUGCAGUAGGGUACUUGCUUGGCGUUCCUGACACUGCCUCGUUUGUGCAAAAGUACGACGAUUCAUACAUUCCGUACCUACAGUCCCAAGGGUUUGAACAGCCGCGGCCGGACGAACAGACUGGCUGGAGUGAAAAUCUGCCAAACGCACUCAGACAAAUCAUGUUCACGCCCCAUGCGAUGCUACACGCACAGUAUCCUCAGCUGAUGGAGCAAUGGCCGGCGCACAUGCACAUCGAUAUACUAAUUCCCUACCAAAAGCAAGGCUGGGGUCGGCGCCUGAUUGAGGAGUUCUGCGGUGUGGCUAAAGAACAAGGUGCAAGAGGACUUCAUCUGCUUAUGGCCGCAGCGAAUGAAGACGCGGGGAAAUUCUAUCCUCGCGUAGGAUUUUCUCGAUUCCCAUAUGUGAUUGACAACGGUGUCAGUGGCGAAAAGGGCAGAGAUUCUGGCACCAUUUGGUUCGUGAAGUCACUAUAA
Fonsecaea erecta is the source of this 663-nucleotide messenger RNA. RefSeq lists its product as hypothetical. Gene Ontology annotation, biological process: glycoprotein metabolic process. The coding region runs from base 1 to 663 and encodes 220 amino acids. The record is from RefSeq and is a predicted model, not a curated record. Lineage: Eukaryota; Fungi; Ascomycota; Eurotiomycetes; Chaetothyriales; Herpotrichiellaceae. Gene Ontology annotation, molecular function: beta-N-acetylglucosaminidase activity; acyltransferase activity, transferring groups other than amino-acyl groups. The transcript is spliced from 2 exons.